Molecule: messenger RNA, 1656 nt
Organism: Akanthomyces muscarius
Lineage: Eukaryota; Fungi; Ascomycota; Sordariomycetes; Hypocreales; Cordycipitaceae
Exons: 2
Coding region: 1-1656 (551 amino acids)
Biological process (GO): ubiquitin-dependent endocytosis
Cellular component (GO): cytosol; cytoplasm
Molecular function (GO): protein-macromolecule adaptor activity; ubiquitin protein ligase binding
Source: RefSeq, a predicted model, not a curated record
AUGAAUAACGAUUGGGCGACUGAGUAUGGGAACCAGUGCACCUACGAGCUCAAGGCUAGCUCGGCCAGCUCGGCCAGCUCGAGCAGCACUAACUCGACAGCUCUGCCACGAGAUGGCAGCUUUGCUUCUCCGGUCUCGCAGAAGAACGGCCUGACGGCCAAGGAGCUUAAGCGACUCUCCUUGCAAAGCGCCCAGUCGCGUAGCUUCGGCAAGGGCGACUACGGCGUCGAUGUGACUACCCAAGCCAAGGGAUUCAAGGUCUUCUACCCCGGUACCUAUAACUAUUCCUUUGAGCUCCCUAUCGAUCACUACCAGCUCGAGGUCAUAAAGCUGCAGUACGGUUCUGUAAAAUGGGAGCUCCACGUGAGCGUCAUUCUCGCUGGCAUCUUCAAGCCGAAUCUGCACGGUAUGAAGGAGGUGUCCAUUGUGCGGUUGCCGGACCCGAUGUCGCUCGAGACGACAGCCCCCAUCUCUAUCAGUCGCCAGUGGGAGGACCAGUUAUACUAUGAUAUCAUCAUCUCGGGGAAGAGUUUCCCUAUUGGGUCAAAGAUACCUAUCGCUUUCAAACUCACGCCCUUAGCAAAGGUUCAAGUCCAUAGUGUCAAAGUGUACGUGACCGAAUCCAUUGAAUACUGGACUGAGGACAAGCUCGCCACAAGAAAAGACCCGGAGCGCAAGAUUCUUCUGUUCGAAAAAUCCGCCGGCAAAGCCCUGGACCCGACAUGGGCCUCCUCAGAAAUCAACACGCUCUGUGGCGGCGAGCCGAGCGCACAAGAGCGGCGCGAGGCACGAGGAAUUGCGCAACAAAGACGGAACGUUGAAGCCUCACGAGCGCACACAUCACCCGAGCCAUUGCCGGAGCCGACUACGAGUCUACUGGGCGACCUUGACUUAGGGCUUGAGGGUCUGUGGGGAUCAACGGAGAUUGAGGUCAAUGUGCAGAUCCCGACUUGCAAGAUGAUGAUCAAGAACAGGGACCUGAGGCUGCAUCCGGACUGCAGCUGGAAGAAUGUUAAUGUCUACCAUUGGUUAAAAAUUGCCAUGCGGAUUAGUCGAUUGGAUCCUGAAGAUUCCACGGGAACCAAGCGACGACGUUUUUCAAUCAGCACUGACUCUCCUUUUACAGUCCUCAAUUGCCGGGCCACACAGGCUAAUAUCAACGUGCCCGCAUACUCUGACCUAACUGGCCACUCAGCGCCACAUCAGUCAGCAUGCGGCUGCCUGGAUGCCGCUUCGAUCGCUAUGGACAGUUCUCUAAACCGGCACACGGGGACACAGACUAGUGCUGAUAUGGUCAACGACGUGCUACCUGUUCCUCAUCAAACUGCGCAUCUAUCUAACUCGACCAUUAUUCCUGCCAGCGAGCCGCAAAGCCUAAUAGAUGCGACUGUGAUUGGGCUUGGUAUUCGGGGAGAGCCUCGGCCGAUUCAUCUGCUUCGAGCCCCGAGCUUCAGCCCUCCGGCCUUUAACAGCGAUAUAGCGCCGCCACCUGCCAUUUUCAUUCAGAAUACCGUUGCUACGGAGACUCCAGUAGUUUCGCCACCUCCACAGUACGACGUCGUGAUAAGGUCUCAUUUUUUGUUGAGCCGGAUCGACACUUUGUUCCUCUUUCCACUACGUGACAUUGUGCUUGAAACCUACCCUUCUUCGUGUUAA